This is a messenger RNA of Penicillium maclennaniae, 774 nucleotides long. RefSeq names its product pyridoxamine 5'-phosphate oxidase family protein. The coding region runs from base 1 to 774 and encodes 257 amino acids. The transcript has 2 exons. The record is from RefSeq and is a predicted model, not a curated record. NCBI's taxonomy places the organism in Eukaryota, Fungi, Ascomycota, Eurotiomycetes, Eurotiales, Aspergillaceae.
AUGGGACGCACACUCACCUAUCCCAAGCGGACGUCUAAUACGGCCAACCGCUAUAAGCAUCGCGGUAUGCAGGGGCUUCAUAAAUCUCCUCCAUGUAUCCUUCAACCCCGACCCGAGGACCCAUUCCCCGCCAUCCUCCCGAUGAUCGGCCAAAUGGGCUCCUUUGAGUAUCCGUCAGCAAGCAUCGAUGAGCCCCUAGAAUGUUACCUACACGGCUACGUGAGCUCGCGUAUCAUGAAUCUAGCCCGCAAUUCCGAAGGGGACGGACUCCCCAUCUGCGUUGCAGCCAGCAAAAUAGACGGAUUGAUUCUAUCCCUGACACCCAACUCGCACAGCUACAACUACCGCUCUGCUAUACUGCACGGAUAUGCCAAGCUUGUCACCGACGAAGCAGAGAAACUUUGGGCCAUGGAGUUGAUCACCAACUCGGUUCUUACUGAUCGCUGGAAUAACACUCGCGUGCCGCCUGACAAGGCGGAGAUGUCUUCGACUGUAAUUUUGAAGGUGAAGGUUGUGGAUGGGAGCGGGAAGAUUCGUGAUGGUGGUGUUUCAGAUGAGCGCAAGGACACAGACAAGGAGGAGAUUACGAAUAGGAUUUGGACAGGUGUGGUUCCUAUUUGGGAGACCUUCGGUGAGCCUGUGCCCAGUGGUGAUGGCCAAAUGACAGAGGUUCCUGAGCAUAUAACUUCUUUUAUUGCUAAGAAGAAUGCUCAGAAUCGUGCUUUGGCGGAGGGUGCGGUUGAGGUUCAGCUUCCUCCUGAAGAGCAGCAUUGA